This is a messenger RNA of Zeugodacus cucurbitae (melon fly), 1685 nucleotides long. RefSeq names its product TBC1 domain family member 20. Gene Ontology annotation, molecular function: GTPase activator activity. The coding region runs from base 211 to 1395 and encodes 394 amino acids. The record is from RefSeq and is a predicted model, not a curated record. NCBI's taxonomy places the organism in Eukaryota, Metazoa, Arthropoda, Insecta, Diptera, Tephritidae. Gene Ontology annotation, cellular component: endoplasmic reticulum membrane. The transcript is spliced from 4 exons. Gene Ontology annotation, biological process: endoplasmic reticulum to Golgi vesicle-mediated transport; positive regulation of GTPase activity.
AAGUAAACUCUGCAUUUAGAGUGGCAACACUAAUACAAGUUGACAGCACACAGGUGCACCUUCUUCGCUUAUUUUGCAAAUAAAAAUAUAUUUAGUAUUUGUCAUGUUUGCGUUUCAUUAAUAAUAAUUAUUAUUGCAUAUGUACGACAACAAAGGAUUUUAAAGUUUCACUACCCGCCUUACACAUUUAAAAAAACACAAAUUGGCAGUAUGACGAGCCAAAUAAAUGGGGCGAACCAUCAGAACAAUGAAAUAAAAAUCGAUCAACCGCAGGAGUUGUGUUUUGAGAAAUGCCCUGAAAGUAGUGAGGAGAAACAAAAGCGUUUAGAGAUCGAACGUUUAUUGAAGGAGUACAAUGGCUGUAUUCCACCACAAAAGCUACAGGAGAUUGCACGAUCAGACCAUGGAUUAGUAAAUGAUGAAUUACGGCGUUUGCUGUGGCCGCAAUUGGCUGGCGUUGAUACAACACGUUUAGAACCUGCUCCCAGUCUUCAAGAUUUACAAACACAUCCAGAAUACCAACAAGUGGUACUUGAUGUUAAUAGAUCGCUUAAGCGUUUUCCUCCUGGCAUUCCAUAUGAACAACGUAUUGCAUUACAAGACCAAUUGACUGUUUUAAUAUUGCGUGUGAUAAAAAAAUACCCGAAUUUACGCUAUUAUCAAGGAUAUCACGAUGUGGCUGUUACAUUUUUGUUAGUUGUCGGUGAGGAGGUGGCAUUUGCGGUUAUGGAGGAAUUAUCAACAAACCAUUUCUCAGAAUGUAUGCAAGAAACAAUGGACGCCACACAAAAACGACUGAUGUUUAUAUGGCCGCUGGUAGAUUUAGAAAAUUCGCAUUUGUUUCAAUUUCUGCAACAAUCUGCAGUUGGGACACUUUUUGCGUUGCCUUGGUAUCUAACAUGGUUUGGACACAGUUUAAAUUCAUACAAAGAUGUAGUGCGCUUAUAUGACUAUUUUUUGGCAUCGCCAAUUUAUAUGCCAAUAUUUGUGACAGCUGCUAUUAUAUUACAUCGAGCUGAAGACAUAUUAAAGGUGGACUGUGACAUGGCCUCGGUGCACUGCCUUUUAUCUAGGCUACCCGAUGAUCUGCCAUUUGAGGAGCUUUUAAAUACUGCGAGUUUAUUAUAUGACAAAUACUCGCUGACUGUAAUUGAAAAACGUGUCGAAGAAUUAGUGCGAAAAGAAAAACUUCAAAGACAAUUGGAAGAGAAGCGAAUUCUAGAGCGAAGGAAACAGCUUGCUCGUAACGCCCGGGCUGGCAACAACAACUUGGUGCGAUGGCUUCCACAAAUACUCACACCAAAAUCAAUGAUAGUGACAACAGCUUUCUCCAUUCUGGUUGGCAUUUGUGCGUAUUACUAUAAAAAUCAGUAUCUCUCUGCUGGGGUCAGUUGAGUAAGUAUAUACCUGCAGCCUAGCCAAAAACAUGCGCUGCGGCAUGCUACAACACCACUUUGGAAUUGGAUGAUCGGCUUUUCAUUUUGAUAAAUACAUGUGUAUUAAAAAAUAAUAUUAUUAAAGUUAUAACCAUUCGUAAACGAGGUUAAAGUUAUGUUCACUACAUUACUAUAAGUUUUUCAUUGAUGCUUCUUAGUUGGUUUUAAGGAUGAUUUUUUUGUUUUACUGUAGCUAAUUUAUGUAUGUUGAUAAGAAUAUUGUUAUGAAUAAAAUUUGUUGUCCUGGAA